AUGGAGGAAGAAGCGAUGGACGAGAGCUCUCGACGCUCCGUCAGCCGACCUGCGACGCGUGCAGCUGGACCUGCCAACAGUGAAAAUAUGUCCUUCAACAACUCUCGCGGUCACUCGUACACAGAAGCAGCACAACAAGAAGAAGACUACGAUGAACGCGAUGCCCACCGAUAUGAGGCAGCAGAUGACUACUACAGCACACCUUUCUCUAGCCCACUGAAGAGACCUGUCGACAUGUCACAGAGUCCCAACUAUGAGACCCAGGUUGCGGCGCCGGUGGUAAAGGACCUUCUGGAAGGAUAUAUGACACGCCGAAUGCCAACUAUUAUCCAACACGGACGGAUGAUGGUACAGAGUGAAGGCUAUUAUGCAUUGCCUCAGCGGCCGAUCGCAUCACCAUUUGCCGCUGUACCAGAUCAGCACACCACGUAUGCGCCCAUGCCUCGUGGCGCCGGCUAG
Ustilago hordei is the source of this 459-nucleotide messenger RNA. RefSeq lists its product as uncharacterized. The transcript is spliced from 3 exons. The record is from RefSeq and is a predicted model, not a curated record. The coding region runs from base 1 to 459 and encodes 152 amino acids. Lineage: Eukaryota; Fungi; Basidiomycota; Ustilaginomycetes; Ustilaginales; Ustilaginaceae.